Molecule: messenger RNA, 501 nt
Organism: Cantharellus anzutake
Lineage: Eukaryota; Fungi; Basidiomycota; Agaricomycetes; Cantharellales; Hydnaceae
Exons: 4
Coding region: 1-501 (166 amino acids)
Source: RefSeq, a predicted model, not a curated record
AUGGCACGAAUCAGCCAUGGUAUAAAGGACGAUUGCGGCUUUUCAAGUUAUGAGGCGUGGGAAGAUUCUGGGCGAGCUGCUCGCCCAGAAAUGGUCACGUGUUGGGUGGUCACUGUACCGGAGUUGUCCGAAUUGAUAUCUAUUGUCCAAGCUGUAAAUGCGGUGAAUCCACAGAAACAUCCUGAUGCUGUACGCUGCACGCCGAGACCUAAACCUAGCCAACCUUUUCUAGAGGGUAGCAUAAGAGUAGCAAGCUUCCUCAACAUAACGCUGGUCUCUGCGAAAUUACUUUGCAUUUUCCAUCGAUUCGUCGUGCGCGAUCUUGGACCGGACCGCAUCAAGUUGCCAACCGGCGCAGCCACCCUCCAACAGCUCGAUAACGUGGCGUGUUUUGGCGCCAUGGGCAGGAAACCGGAUCUCUCUUCGCAGCAAACCUUCAGUAACGACCAACAAGAUGCCACCUUUUAUGCGGUACACGGCGGAACUGGAGCAAACCGCUGA